AUGACGACCGGAUCCGAAGAGACACCACGGCGGGCGACCCGCGAGGAGAUGCGCGAGGCGAGAGUGCCGCUACAAUACCGCGACAGCUGUGCCCACUUGCUGAUCCCGCUCAAUCGGUGUCGGUUCGAGACGUAUUACAUGCCGUGGAAAUGCACGGACCUGCGACACGGCUACGAAAAGUGCCAAUACGACGAGUUCAAGAAGCGUGUGGCCAAGAUGAACGAGUUGCGGGCGGCCAAGGGCGGGGCGCGCAGCAACUAG
Molecule: messenger RNA, 261 nt
Organism: Dichotomopilus funicola
Lineage: Eukaryota; Fungi; Ascomycota; Sordariomycetes; Sordariales; Chaetomiaceae
Product: NADH-ubiquinone oxidoreductase B18 subunit-domain-containing protein
Exons: 3
Coding region: 1-261 (86 amino acids)
Cellular component (GO): mitochondrion
Source: RefSeq, a predicted model, not a curated record